This is a messenger RNA of Colletotrichum destructivum, 1016 nucleotides long. RefSeq lists its product as uncharacterized. The record is from RefSeq and is a predicted model, not a curated record. The coding region runs from base 155 to 712 and encodes 185 amino acids. The transcript has a single exon. Lineage: Eukaryota; Fungi; Ascomycota; Sordariomycetes; Glomerellales; Glomerellaceae.
UCUCCUCUUCUCACAGUCACCAAACAUCACAAUCACAAUCACCAUCACCACUACCAACACCACCACCAUACCAAUUCACAACCUACAAGCUAUCUCCUAUAAUACCACCUCAUCACACCCAGAUAUCCACCUAUCCCUCCCCCCAGCUGCAGGAAUGUCUUCCACCGCCCUCACAGCAACCGGCACAUCCGCCGCCGCCGCCCCCUCGACGACGGCAUGCGGCUCCCGGCUCUAUGACACGCCCGUCCAGGACCGCGUCUGCGCGAUGCCCUACGGCGGCAACCACACCGACAUCAUGUCGGCCUGCUGCCGCGACGCCGACGUCGUCGCCUACUACGACAACUGCGGCCUCUACUGCCUCGCCCUCGGCCAGUCCAUCAAAGACCUCCAGGACUGCCUCUUUGAGCAGGGCGCCGGCUACACCGACGUCUUCUGCCGCGACAACGGCAACGUCAACGCCAGCGCCACGGCGACGGGGAACCCGGAUCAGCCGCCCGCGUCCGCCCAGGCGAGCGUUGUCGCUUCGGGCGGCGGUGACGACAAGGACGGCGGCGACAACACGGCGAGCGGCACGGGGAGCGGUGCCUCGUCGACCUCCUCACCCAACGCCGCCGCGGGCGGGUUGCACGCCCCGGCCGGCGUGAGCACCCUCGGCCUGACCGUCGGCGCGCUCCUGUUGUCGGCCGCCACGUUUGGCGCUCUCCAGAUUUGAUAUGGAAAAAGGACCCAUGCUUUAUCAGGUCAUCGAAAAGAAGAAAAAGCGACAACGGGAUCGGGACAUGAUUAAUGCAAUGGCAUGAUGAAUCAUUUUCUUCUUCUUCUUAUUCUUCUUGAGGGAAGAAGAAACCUGACGGUCGUGAAUUGGGGGGGGGAACAGGCAAGCAGGGUGCAAACAGGACCCCUAGCAAAGAGAUAUCCAUUCCUACAUUGGAAGAAAUGUGGAAGUUUGUAUUUGAAUGCAGGCACGUUUUCAGCAAGUAACAGGCGGUGUAAUUAAAUUAAAAAAAAAAACCCCC